Messenger RNA from Arachis stenosperma, 717 nucleotides. RefSeq lists its product as uncharacterized. The record is from RefSeq and is a predicted model, not a curated record. Lineage: Eukaryota; Viridiplantae; Streptophyta; Magnoliopsida; Fabales; Fabaceae. The transcript has a single exon. The coding region runs from base 1 to 717 and encodes 238 amino acids. Gene Ontology annotation, biological process: proteolysis. Gene Ontology annotation, molecular function: aspartic-type endopeptidase activity.
AUGCCUUUGUAUGCAAAAUUUUUGAAGGAGCUCAUCAAUAAGAAAAGAAGUUGGCUUGAGAAGGAAACCAUAUUACUCACUGAGGAAUGCAGCGCCGUAAUUCAACGAGGUAUUCCACCAAAACUCAAAGAUCCGGGGGGUUUUGUAGUGUCGUGCACCAUUGGAAAAACAAAUCUCAACAAAGCUCUCUGUGACCUUGGUGCCAGCAUCAAUUUAAUGUCUCUUUCAAUGAUGAGAAAGCUUGAUAUAGAAGAGCUCAAACCCACCAGGAUGUCAUUAGUUAUGGCUGACAGAUCCAUUAAGACACCUAAUGGAAUUGUGGAAAAUUUGUUGGUGAAGAUUGGGGAAUUUAUCUUCCCAGCAGAUUUUGUGAUUUUGGAUACUGAAGAGGAAGGAAGUGACUCUAUCAUUUUGGGAAGGCCAUUUUUACACACAGCAAGAGCCAUCAUUGAUGUAGAAAAAGGAGAGAUAAUCUUCAGAAUCCAUGAUGAACAAAUGAUCAUAAAUGUUUUCAAGUCAAUGCAAAACAUCCCUGAGCAAGAGGAUUAUGUCAAAGUGGAUAUGAUAGAGAGUUUGGUGGAAGAAAUACUGGAAGAAAGUUCUCAGGAGGAAGAAGGAAAUCAAGGUGCAACAGAAGAACAAGUGGCUGAGACCUUCAUUGAAGAUGAGAAACAGGACAGGAAGGAAGAAGUACGGAAACAAGAACUGAAGCCAUGA